Pristis pectinata (smalltooth sawfish) is the source of this 3574-nucleotide messenger RNA. It is a transcript of the gene tmem266, whose product is annotated as transmembrane protein 266. Gene Ontology annotation, cellular component: plasma membrane. Gene Ontology annotation, biological process: transmembrane transport; monoatomic ion transport. Gene Ontology annotation, molecular function: voltage-gated channel activity; monoatomic ion channel activity. NCBI's taxonomy places the organism in Eukaryota, Metazoa, Chordata, Chondrichthyes, Rhinopristiformes, Pristidae. Bases 660 to 2282 code for a protein of 540 amino acids. The transcript is spliced from 11 exons. The record is from RefSeq and is a predicted model, not a curated record.
GUCUACUCCUACCGCUGUCGAAUUCAGCACCUUGGCUAGUUCCUACCCUCCAGUGGAACUGCAUCGUGUCUUUCCCGAGUGCAAGGAAACCUCUGUCAUUUGGUUGCGAGGGGCUGGGGAGGAGAGGAGGGAGACUCCUGUUGUUUUUUUUUACCCCUGCAUUUUUUGUUGGUUAUUUUCUCUGUGUGUUUAUUUCUCCUUGCUGCUGUUAUUUAGUUACAUUAUGUAAAUGAUUGUUAUUGUACGUGUGUGUGUGUAUGUGUGCGUGUGCGUGUGUGUGUGCGUGUGUGUGUGCAAUUGAUAAGACAAUUCUAUUUGGAUCUGUGCUGGAUUGAUCAUCUCAACACUCCGGUGGUGAUGACGCUAGCAUUUUAUUCCACUCCUUGUGCCUGAGUAAGAGAGGCAGCGGCCCGGGUGUAAGGCAAAUCCGCUACACAGAGAGAAAGAGAGAGAGAGAGAGAGAGACUUCCACCGACUGCGCUCACCAACGGGAAGCCCUCCGCCUGCCGAGAGCCUCACCGACCCAGCCACAGGAGCCACGCUCGCGGGGGUCUCCAGGACGUGACAGGAUAAGGCAUGGGAAGUCAAGGCAAUGGGAUAAGACUGCAACAGAUUCUGCUGGAGGUUUGAGAAGGUACUCCUGAGUGGCAUCUCUCCACAUGGCGGACAACCAGCUCAGUCAGGAAGGGGGCGUGCCAGACCUGGAGAUCAUCUCCCAGCAGGUGGAGGAGGAGAGCCAGUGCAUCGCCCCCGUACAACUGGUGAGCUUCGCCUACCGCGACCUGCCGCUGGCCACGCUCGACCUCUCGUUGGCCGGCUCGCAGCUGCUCUCCAACAUGGAUGACGACGACCAGCGGGAGAGCUCGAAUUGGCUGAAGCCUUGUUGUGGGAGGCGAGCAGCGGUAUGGCAGGUGGUUCUGCUCAGCGUUGGGCUCAACUGCUUCCUGGUGGCGGCUGUGGUCCUAGUCGUCCUCCUCCUGACUCUGGAACUCCUCAUUGACACAAAGUUGCUUCAAUUUACCAGUGCGUUCCAGUUUGCUGGAGUCAUUCACUGGAUAAGUCUUGUCAUCCUCUCUGUCUUCUUCACAGAGACUGUCUUCAGGAUUGUUGUUCUUGGCAUUUGGGAUUACAUAGAGAACAAAGUGGAGGUGUUUGAUGGCGCUGUCAUAGUCCUGUCCUUGGCACCGAUGGUGGCUUCGACGGUGGCGAAUGGACCCAGCAGCCCAUGGGACGCUAUCAGCCUGAUCAUCACCCUUCGCAUAUGGAAGGUCAAGCGUAUUAUUGACGCUUACGUGCUGCCGGUGAAGGUGGAGAUGGAGAUGGUGGUCCAGCAGUACGAGAAAGCCAAGCAGGUUCGCGAGGAACAGCUGGAGCGGCUGACACAGAUCUGUCAGGAGCAGGCGUUUGAGAUCAGGCAGCUGAGGGCUCACCUUGCCCAACAGGACCUGGACCUUGCAGCCGAGAGAGAGGCCGCCAUGCAGAUGCACCAUGUAUGGAACAAGCAGACCAACAAGUUUCAAGUGGUGGACGGGUCAAAUGCGGGAGCGUCCGACGACGAGUGUCCUGAGAGUAUCAUCGGACCACACCAGCCACCAAAAGCAGCCACAAGGGACGACAUGAACAAUUACAUCAGCCAGUACUAUAGUGAGCCAAGCAGUGAGAUGGCAGUUCCAGAAGGUGGCUCCCAUGUCAUCACCACAGCUGCCAUUGACGUCCACCUCCCCAGCACGCUUCACAACGCUUCAUCCGAUUUGCUGAGCGUGGAGGUGCCACACAGCUGGAGCGUGUCAGCAGUUUCGGUGAGCGACACCUCGGGGAGUGCCUCCAGAUCCAUAGACAGCAGCACCACACAAGCUCAGAGCGUCAGCAGCCAAACCUUGGGCUCUUCCACAGACUGCAGCACAACCAGGGAGAUCUCCUCCGAAAGCUACCUGCUCGAAAGGCCCAAGACUCAGCAACAGGACAACAUGGAGCCCAUGGCGCAGAACGAGCCUAGCAGAGCAGUGCAGCAGCUGCUCUCUACUUUAUCGGAGGAUACCUGCCUCACUCAGAAAGGACUAGACCCUGUCAACCUUAAGCCACCAAGUCCACCUGUGUCUCCUGAUGCCAGCCCGGAGCUGGGACACAGAGUUAACCUCUGCAACAAGAAAAACCAAGACCAUCUCUGUGUCUAUCCAACAAAGCCAGUCAUCCAGAUCCAAGGUAACGAUCUCGCACUGGAUGAAAAGUACAGGCUCCUGGAGUCCACAGAGCCAACAGCAAACAGACUACCAGAGUCGUAGUCUUCACCCUGCCCAGAGCAGCACUCUGUUUAUCAGGACUUACUCUUGUCAAAAGCCAAGGAUCAGCAGUGGGGAAUUCCUCAAGUGACCUGGGAAAGAGGAAGGUCAGCGGUCCAGAUCCCACAUCUGGAUGUGGUGGAGAACGUCUUGCCAUUAGCACUCACUCAAGUACUGAGUAGGUGCAAAAUGUUAUGAUGAACCCAUGACUUUUUUAUUUUGUAUGUACAUUUUUUUUAUUUGUAAUAUGUCAUGAAGUGCUGAACAUCAUUGGAAGAGAUUACUGGGAGGAGUUCCACAGCAGUGUGUGAGAUCGAUCUUUAAAUGGACACAGUGACCUACCACAUCAAUGAAUGUAUGUCUAGUGAAAUAAGUCCAACUACAUCCAUGGGCUCAAUGUGCCUAUCCAGCCCACAUCUCCUGAUGGCAACACCCAAGCCUAACAGUUGCUGCUGGCAAUAUCAAAUGACAAGCACUUAUCAAGCUUCUGCUACAGCCCUUAUCUGCUACUUCAAAAGGGGGUCAAUCCAUAAUGUCCCCAAACAAUAGUCAGUACAGGAAGUCUCACAUAAGUUGUGAACAUUACUACCAGAUCCCAACUGUAUAAACCCAAGGAUUUACAUCUGCUGCAGAGGGAGAGUUAGUCAUUUGACAGUGGAAAUGUAUGACAGAAACAAAGAAAAUGGGAGUGAAGGAGAGAUUUUGCCAAAAGGAUAUUUUGGGCAUUACCAGAAUGUUUUCAUUUAAAAUUUUCAAAUUAUCUGUUCUUAGAAGUAAGGUAUUUGGGUUAUGGAGAAGCAGGUGAUGUGUAGGAGAAAAAACAAUAGCUGUCUUUAAAAUUGAGAUUGAAGACACAAAAGAGAAAUAAUUCACAAAUUUUAAGUGAUCUUCACAAACCCAAUUGUGGAGCAGCCAAUCUUCAGAGUACUUUGACAGCUCUUGAGUUGAAAAAGCGAUCACAAGAAAACUGUAUUGGCUGCAAGGCAGUUUGGAACAUUUUUUUUUUAUUAAUUCACUUGAGUUCAUUGCCUCUAGAAUACUGACUUGCAAUGGUUUUAACCCUCUGUUAAUAGAAGAACCAAGAUGUAUUCAGUAGAUGGGAAAGAAUGUAUUGGUACUAUUGAGGUUUUUGUUAUUGAACAGAAUCCAAUUUUGCCUUGCAGAAGUUUCUUCAUUCAGGUGGGUAGGGGUUUGCUUUACGGUUGGACAGUCAGGUCUUUUGCCUAAGCUGUCAAAUCCUCACCAUUUGGCUAUUAAGUCACGGAUCAAUAAGUGUUGCUCCCCACAAUCAUUUU